AUGGAAAUCAAUAAUUUGUGAGUUUAGAUUGAGUAUAUUUCAAUAAUAUAAUAAUUUCGAAUUUUUCAGGCCAACUAUUGACACAAUUAUUGCUCAAAACGAAAACAAUAUGAUUGGAAAUUUUCAAAACAGAAUUGCGAGCCUUCAACGUCCAACAAGUUUGUCCAGGGUAAGUAAUAAACUUUCUAGAAGCUUGAGCCUAUUGUUAUUUUUGCUGAUAAUCAAAUAUUCGAAUUUUCAGAUUUUCGCAUUGCAAGCUGCAAUAGAAUUAUUGGGAUAUGAGGUGGCCAAUGUUCGAAUGUCGAGUGAUUUGGAGAAAAAGCGAAUUGAUUUGCAAUUGGCAAAAAGUAGGUUGAAUUUGAAGUUACAUAAAAAUACAAUGUUUUUUGCAGUUUUUCAAUGCCUCGUUUUAUUGGAUAUUCACCCAUUCGAAGCUUGGAGACGUGUUGAUGGAUCUUUGCAUCCGAUUCGAUAUCAUUUCGGAAAUCAAUCGUAA
Caenorhabditis angaria is the source of this 496-nucleotide messenger RNA. The record is from the annotation of a GenBank genome assembly. Lineage: Eukaryota; Metazoa; Nematoda; Chromadorea; Rhabditida; Rhabditidae.